AUGACCGUAUUAUGGAGACCCUUCUCAGAUUGUCUGUAUCGUAACAUGGGCGUGUCACGUUUCGUCGCAUUUCAAGAUAUGGACGAGUUUCUGAUUCCACAAGCUCCAAACUCUUCAUCAGAGGCGGCGCCACUUCUGGCGACCUUGAAGACACUAUUCGUCAAAAAUAUCGCUUCAAUUCGUGUGACUGCUCGAUAUAUGAAAAUCACGGACCAGGGAGAACUGAGAACGCUGCGGAACACAAUCAGGAGUCGACAUGUGGACACUCAGCUUACUAAGUGUGUCGUACGGCCUGAAAUGGUAUUCGAACAGGGCAUUCAUCACACCAGCCGUGUAAUUCAGAAUUACUACGAAACACGUGUUGUUAAUGGAACCACUUUGCUUCUCUAUCAUUUCAAAAGUGUUGGCGGCAACGUGACAGACAACAGAAUUCCAACAGAUUAUGGAGAGCGAUUACAGCGAAGAUACGAAAGAGUUUUGAAAGAAGUCGGUCUGUGA
Ostertagia ostertagi is the source of this 498-nucleotide messenger RNA. Lineage: Eukaryota; Metazoa; Nematoda; Chromadorea; Rhabditida; Trichostrongylidae. The record is from the annotation of a GenBank genome assembly.